AUGCUUGGAAAUAAAAAUAAUUUAACCAAUGAAGGUAAUAAUCUUAUUCAAUAAUAAAAGAGAGAUAUAAAAGCGAUUAAAAAAUACAACAAAAUAUUGUUAUCUUUUAUUUGAUAUCAGUUUUUACAUAUUCACUUGCAAUUGUAAUACUUUCUUAUUCAUAAUAUGUAAAUUUUAAUUCCACCCUCCCCAAAGAAUUUGAAUUAUUAAUUUACAAUUGGGAACAAAAUCCUAUAAAAUAUCUUAAAUUUGCAGAAGAAAAUGAUUUAGCAAAAGUCACUGCUACUUUUUAAAAUUAAAAAAUUCAAAAUUAUUCAAUUGAUAAUGAAAAUGUUUAGUUCACAAUAGAAAAGCUGGAUUCAUUUACAUUUAUAAAUAAUUAUACACUUAGAUCAGAUUGUGACUAUGGCUUUUAAUUAUGUGGAGGAGUUGAACUGAAUUCCAAAUAUUGUAUAAACAUAAAUUAAAUUACUUCAACUUUCUAAUGUCCUUUUAAUGAUUUCUUAACAUAAUAGAACUUUACAAAUGGUUAUUUAAAAAACUACACUGUAAAUCUACAGAAUUUCUCUAAUUAUUUUUAUGAAACAAAAUUAUAAAUAAAAAAGGGAUCUAUCAAUAAAACUAUUAUGUUGUUAUCCUCUGUUUAAUCUAGAUAACCUGUAACCAAUUUAAGAUUUGGAUUUAAUGGAAAGAUAUGUAAAGAUCCAAAUGAAUUUCAGGAAUGUACAGAAACCUUAUUAAAUUAUCAAGAAAUCUAAAAAAUGAAAGCAUUAGAAGUUCUUAAUCUUAAUUCUAUAAGUGAAAUGAAGAAUAUUACAGUUAAUGAUACAAUCGGAUUAUAUGCUGAAAGAUAUAUUGAAUUUCAUAUGGAUUGUAGAUAUACUUUAAUCGAAAGGGUUUUAGAAAGCCCUGAAUAUUAUAAAAGUUUGGGAUACAUAUUGUACAUACAGACACUUUUUACUUUAGUUUAUUGUAUAUUUAUUGGAAUAAUCCUUAAUUUGUUUCAUUUUUUUAUGCUCUCUGAUUUUACAUUUAUUUUAGUUCUACCAAUUUUAAAUCAGAAGCAAAUAAAAAUAAUACGUAGAAUAGUUUACACAAUAAGAAUUGGUUCAUUUUUAUCAUAUGGUACAAUUAUUUGUCUUUUGUAUUUUUAUGAAGCUUAAUUUCAUGAUACUAUUAAUAGAAUUGUAAGAAGUCGUUGUUUAGAAGACAAUUUUUUAUAUAUUAUGGAGAUAACCUUAGAUGAGAUUGAUAAAUUUAGAGAAAAUUAAAUUGCAAUAUUUUGGAUAUUUAUUGUAGGUUUAAUAUUUGAAGUUUUUGCAUGUUUUAUUAUAGUUUACAGAGGAGCCAAUGUUAAGAAAAAGAACUUACUUUAAAAAUGUAAAUUAAUAUAAUAAACUUUAAGAAUAUGAACAUGAAUUAGAAAUUAAGCAUGAUGAAUAAUAAAAUCUAUUUAAAAUUGAUUAAAAAUAAGCAUAAAAUAGAAUUUUGCCUAGAUAAUCUUUUACACCAAAUGAUAAGUAAAUAAUAAGAUAAUCUGUGAUGUCUGAAAGAUCAUCAUCGAGAAGAACCUAAAAUAAUAAUGUGCUAGCUGAUAUAAAUGAAUAGGAUGAGUUUAAAAAUUAGAGGGAAUCAAUUAAACCAGUUUUUCAAUAAAAUUAAUCUCCUCUUAACACUUUGCAAUCACCAAAUAAUUUUUAAGGUUAAAAAAUAUAAUUUAACCCAUGA
This is a messenger RNA of Paramecium sonneborni, 1728 nucleotides long. NCBI's taxonomy places the organism in Eukaryota, Ciliophora, Oligohymenophorea, Peniculida, Parameciidae. The record is from the annotation of a GenBank genome assembly.